CCUCUCCAGUGUCUGAGCUGCUCAGAUGACUCCUGUUCAUCGCCAGUCUCAGUGCCCUGCUCCGCCGAGACCAUGUGUAUAACAGCCACCAUUAUAGAUGCUGGAGUUGGACAAGCUGGAAUCCAGAGAUUCUUCAGAGGCUGCGCAACGUCCUCCGUGUGUCCAACCACAGGAGAGCGGACAUUUUCAAUGGAUUCAGGCUCAGCCAGUGUUCUGGCAUCUGCCAGAUGUUGUGAUACAGAUGACUGUAAUGUGGAGAAUCUUCCUGCUCCAGAUGAACAGACAGACAAUGGUGGAACAUGUUUCAUAUGUCUUCCUGGUCAAAGUGAAUGUCAGUCAACAUCAUUCUGUGAAGGAGUGGAGGAUCAAUGCUUUGAAGGAGAUGAAUCAAGUGGUUCUGGGAGUAAUCCAUCUUUUGGUUGCAUAUCUCAAACUGUGUGUGACGCUGCUCCAGACCUGGGGGAUUUCACACUGCUGGAAAAUAUUGGACCCUUCACCAGCGGACCAAUCUGUUGUCAAGGAGACAACUGUAAUGAUGGCACCAUAUCCACGAGAACAACGACAGCUGCUCCAACUACAACUCCUCAACCAACCACAACUCCUGCACCAACAACAACUCCUCAACCAACCACAACUCCUGCACCAACAACAACUCCUCAACCAACCACAACUCCUGCCCCAACAACAACUCCUCAACCAACCACAACUCCUGCCCCAACAACAACUAAUGCACCAACAACAACUCCUCAACCAACCCCAACUGAAACUACAUUAUCAACCACAACCCCUGCUCCUCUCCAGUGUCUGAGCUGCUCAGAUGACUCCUGUUCAUCGCCAGUCUCAGUGCCCUGCUCCGCCGAGACCAUGUGUAUAACAGCCACCAUUAUAGAUGCUGGAGUUGCACAAGCUGGAAUCCAGAGAUUCUUCAGAGGCUGCGCAACGUCCUCCGUGUGUCCAACCAUAGGAGAGCGGACAUUUUCAAUGGAUUCAGGCUCAGCCAGUGUUCUGGCAUCUGCCAGAUGUUGUGAUACAGAUGACUGUAAUGUGGAGAAUCUUCCUGCUCCAGAUGAACAGACAGACAAUGGUGGAACAUGUUUCAUAUGUCUUCCUGGUCAAAGUGAAUGUCGGUCAACAUCAUUCUGUGAAGGAGUGGAGGAUCAAUGCUUUGAAGGAGAUGGAGCUGAGGCGGGUGACAGCGGAGGAGGGGGAGGCAGAAGGGGAGACCUUGAGGUAGAGCUGUGCGUCGUCAGCAUAGCAAUAGAAGUUAAUUCCAUGCUUGCUGGCGACACAUCCGAGGGAAAGCAUGUAGAUGGUGAAGAGGAUGGGGCCGAGCACCAAGCCCUGGGGGACCCCACAGGUGACAGUGUGGGGGCGGGACUUAGCGUCCCCCAGGACCACGUGCUCAGUCCUUUCCAUGAGGUAGGAAUGAAACCAGUGAAGGGCUGUGUCGGAGAGGCCAAUAUGGUGCUGGAGGCGGUGCAGGAGAAUUUGGUGGUCGAUGGUAUCGAACGCAGCAGAGAGGUCGAGGAGAAUAAGGAGGGAUGUGGAACCUGA
This is a messenger RNA of Salarias fasciatus (jewelled blenny), 1554 nucleotides long. RefSeq names its product mucin-5AC-like. Lineage: Eukaryota; Metazoa; Chordata; Actinopteri; Blenniiformes; Blenniidae. The transcript has 7 exons. The record is from RefSeq and is a predicted model, not a curated record. The coding region runs from base 73 to 1554 and encodes 493 amino acids.